Messenger RNA from Guillardia theta CCMP2712, 821 nucleotides. RefSeq lists its product as hypothetical. NCBI's taxonomy places the organism in Eukaryota, Cryptophyceae, Pyrenomonadales, Geminigeraceae. The transcript has 4 exons. Gene Ontology annotation, cellular component: cytoplasm. Gene Ontology annotation, molecular function: protein kinase binding. The record is from RefSeq and is a predicted model, not a curated record. Bases 189 to 779 code for a protein of 196 amino acids.
CAGAUGGUUCAUGUCGAAUGUGGGUAUCAAGGAAGAGGGAGAAGGAGAUAAGGAGAUUCAGAGCCGCGAGAUCCAGCUCAGAUACGACUUAGACGACAAACAAAGGCUGCAUGAGAUGAUGCAGCUAGCAGAAAGACUGGAGGACUAUGUUUAAAAGAAAUCAAAGAGGACAGAUGUGACAUGGUUUUAUGACUGUUGGUCCGCAGACCUCCAUCAAGGAUGCUAUUAAGAACUUUGAAACAAAAUGGAACUGUGUUGCAAGUGAGGAAAGCAAAGUAUUGCUUUAUGGGCAACUGCCUCCAGUCGUGAAGAUGGACAACACUCUUGGAACACUAAAAGCUUGCAAGCACCUCUCACUCUCUUCAAACUGCAUUGAAAAGAUCGCUGGUCUCAAAGGGCUUGAGCAACUAGAAGUGUUGUCUUUAGGUCGAAAUCAGAUUAAAAAAUUGGAAGGAUUGGAUGACGUUGCAUCUACUCUAAAGGAGCUGUGGAUCUCAUAUAAUCUUUUGGACAAAUUGAAUGGCAUAGAGAAGUUAACAAAUUUGACAGUAGUCUACAUGAGCAAUAACCUGAUUGCAAAGUGGACUGAAUUUGAUAAGUUUAAAGAGUUGCCCAACAUCGAAGAAUUGCUGUUUGUAGGAAACCCAUUGUGGGAGGUGCAUACCAAAUCGGACGACUAUCGGAUCAACGUUGCCGGGAGAAUCCCAUGGCUGAAAAAGCUCGACGGUGUUCCAGUAGAUGACGAUGAAAGAGAAGGAGGGAAGGCUCUUGGUUUGUAAUCUCUGUCUCCCUGUCUCAGUAAAAUCAUAAUCUCACUGAUC